CUGUGUUUGCCUGAUUCAGAUAUUAUAUACUCUUGACCACCUUGUAAUUAGUUCAAUCAAUGCGGUGUGUCAUACUCUCAGCACCGCCAAUUGUGACCUCAAGGCUAAGCAACACACCGUUAUCCAAUUUGGGCCUCAGAACAGCUGAUACGGAAGUCUCAAGUCCUGUGGCCCAAUCACAACUCCCCAUUUCCUGCGGUGAAGAGCAUAUUCGGGCUGUGCAAUUAUAAUACUUCUCCUUCGCUAUAAGUUGCUUUGCUACCCAAAUGUUAGUUGAGACAUCAUCGGGGUCGAUUUCUUCUUAAGCAUUUGGAGGCCAAUGUUCAGGCCCGCGAUCACGAUGGGGAGUCAACCACCGAAGUUCAAUCCGGCUCUCCUGAUAGUCGACUUUCAAGAGGACUUCUGCCCGCCGAAUGGCUCCCUCGCGGUCAAAGGGGGGCGAGAUAUCGCCCCGGUUCUUAACAGAUUAUUGGAUCUCCCCUUCACAUUGAAGAUCGCUACGAAGGACUGGCAUCCUAAAAACCACGUCUCAUUUGCAUCAAAUCACCCCCAUCCAAACAACAAGCCGUUUGAAUCCUUCUUUACCAUCACAAACCCCCUCAAUCCCGCCGAGUCGGCAGCGACGAGGUUAUGGCCCGACCACUGUGUCCAAAGGACCCCCGGUGCCGAACUAGCCCCAGAACUUGACCAAACCAAACUCGACGAGAUCAUUGAGAAGGGUCAAGACGAACGUGUCGAGAUGUACUCCGUCUUCGCCGAUCUAUUCGUCAACCCGACCGUUUACCGCAGCGGGAUCUCGAAGAUGCUGAAAGAGAAAGAGAUCACGCACGUCUAUGUGGCGGGUCUAGCGAUGGACUACUGCGUCAAGUACUCCGCCCUGCACGCGGCGAAAGAAGGGUUUGGAACGGUGGUCAUUGCCGACGCAACGAAGGCGGUUGAUCCGCAUCUGUGGGAUCAGGUGAAGGCGGAGAUGGAGCAGGCAGGGGUUAUCGAGGUCGGUGGGAGGGGGUCCGUCCCGCGCGGGUGGUUGUGAAGGGGGUUCGGGGCGGGUGGACGAGGUUGGUUCGAGGUAUCGGUGGCUAUAGGAAAACGAUCGGAUCAUAGGUAUAGAGCUCGAGGGGUUUAUGGAGCGGGGAGACUUGGAGAUGUGUCGGAGUGCGGAACGAGCGAGUCGUAAUGGUGGUUGUGACAUGCUGAGAAACGAAGGAAAUUGUAGAGGCUAGACUCAGCAACACCGGUGCAAUUGAAUUAUAGAAUGCUGAACUUUUAUUUAACACGUCGAAAAUGUAACAAAGUCUUUAUAAUCGCUCAGAUAGACUGGUUAUCAACAAAAC
Messenger RNA from Eremomyces bilateralis CBS 781.70, 1334 nucleotides. RefSeq names its product Isochorismatase hydrolase. Bases 320 to 1033 code for a protein of 237 amino acids. The transcript has 3 exons. Lineage: Eukaryota; Fungi; Ascomycota; Dothideomycetes; Eremomycetales; Eremomycetaceae. The record is from RefSeq and is a predicted model, not a curated record.